This is a messenger RNA of Pistacia vera, 909 nucleotides long. RefSeq lists its product as uncharacterized. NCBI's taxonomy places the organism in Eukaryota, Viridiplantae, Streptophyta, Magnoliopsida, Sapindales, Anacardiaceae. The transcript has 4 exons. The record is from RefSeq and is a predicted model, not a curated record. Bases 1 to 879 code for a protein of 292 amino acids.
AUGGGUAGAGAAAUUUUCGAAAAGAAUCAAUUGACGAUCCUGGUAGACGCAGUCGGUUGUGGGAUCAUGAGAUAUCUUGAAAGUAUUGACCAAAAUAAGCUUUCAAAAACUGCAAAUCUAAAAUUCUUGGAAGUUUAUGGCUGCAAGCAUGAUGAGAAGGUGCCUGGUUUGGAAGUCCUUGAUCUGAUUCUUGUUUGCUGUUUACCAACUGGAGAUUGGGUGGAUAUUGACUUCGUGGAUACUGACUUCGUGGAUAUUGACUUCGAUAAUUGUUACAAACUGAAAUUACAUGCAAAGGAUCUACUCAAUAUUCAGAGAGACGCAGUUCUAUGGUUUCACAGUAAGGAACGGAAGAAACGCUAUGUACAUGAUUCCUAUGUACGUGGUACCAUAUUUUACCCUGGAAGCGAAAUUUCAGAUUGGUUUGACCUUGUAAGUAAUGAAAAUUUUAUAAAGCUUCCAACGGGUUGCCUCAAUGAUAAUGUUAUCGGUUUCGCUUUGUGCGUUGUUUUAUCAUCUCCAUGCAAGAGUCUAGAUUUGGAAUACUGUAAUUUCACAGUUCAUUUUGAUCUUUUUGUUGACGAGAAGCUCGUUUCCCAGGGCCUUCUCCGAAGUGCCAAUGCAACCUUAUAUGCUUCAAAAUCAGAUUUAGAUUAUGUAAUCAUAGGAUUUGAGUACAUAGUUUUGUCUGAAUUGCUUCCACUCAGUUCGAAUAGUGAGGCCCGCGUUGAGUUCUUACUUAAAGAUUAUUUUAGUUCUCCGUACAAGUUGAAAAAGUGUGGAGCUAGAUUGUUGUACGUCGAAGAUAAUGAUUUGAGAACAGAUGCAAGAGUGGACAGAGACCAGAGAUUGAAAUCUAUAAAUGGCUCUGAUGAGUGAUGAUGACUCUAUGUAAAAAGGCUACAGUAA